Cololabis saira (Pacific saury) is the source of this 4377-nucleotide messenger RNA. RefSeq names its product amyloid beta (A4) precursor-like protein 2 (gene aplp2). Lineage: Eukaryota; Metazoa; Chordata; Actinopteri; Beloniformes; Belonidae. The record is from RefSeq and is a predicted model, not a curated record. The coding region runs from base 231 to 2555 and encodes 774 amino acids. Gene Ontology annotation, cellular component: membrane. Gene Ontology annotation, biological process: axonogenesis; central nervous system development. Gene Ontology annotation, molecular function: serine-type endopeptidase inhibitor activity; heparin binding; transition metal ion binding. The transcript has 18 exons.
AGACACACGAUCCACAUUUCCAGGGGGGACCGACAACAGUCGUCUCCAACAUUUUCGGCAGAGCUCGACCGACAAAACAAGUGACGCAGGUCUCGCCUCGCUCCCCGGGAUUGACGCUCAAGUUAUCACCGAGACUUGCUGUGAUCGCCGUUCCUCCCGGACGCCAGUUUUUCAGAUAUAGCUGAGAGGAUAUAAGUUAUUUACAGCAGCAGAUCCGGAGAUCCUGGAAGAUGGGUCCAUUCCCAGCGCUAUCCGUCCUCGUCCUGGGCAUUGUGGUACCAGCCUUGGCUGGUUACAUUGAGGCUCUAGCUGCCAACGCAGGCACAGGGUUUGCCGUGGCCGAACCACAGGUGGCCAUGUUCUGUGGAAAGCUCAACAUGCACGUCAACAUUCAGACCGGCCGCUGGGAGCCCGACCCCUCUGGAACCAAGAGCUGCGUAGGAACCAAAGAGGGCGUGCUGCAGUACUGCCAGGAGAUGUACCCCGAGCUGCAGAUCACCAACGUGGUUGAAACCAAUCAGCCCAUUCGAAUCGAGAACUGGUGCAGGAGGGAGAAGAAGGUGUGCAAAGGCCACGCCCACAUCGUGGUGCCUUACAAAUGUCUAGUGGGCGAGUUUGUGAGCGACGUCCUCCUGGUCCCAGAGAAGUGCAAGUUCUUCCACAAGGAGCGCAUGGACAUGUGCGUCAGCCAUCAGCAGUGGCACGGUGUGGUCAAAGAGGCUUGUUCCAAGAGCUCCAUGGUGCUGCACAGCUACGGGAUGCUGCUGCCCUGCGGCAUCGACAAGUUCCACGGCACGGAGUACGUGUGCUGCCCCUCCUCUCGGUCCGCCGAGUCCGCCCCGCCUUCCCUCCCCUCCCAGGAGGACGAGGACGAGGACGAUGAAGAGGAGCAGAUAGAGGAUGAGGAGAUCGACCUGGGAGAGGACGAGGCUCUGGAGGACAGCGAGGCCCCGGCCGACGAGCAGCCCACGGUGAAGGAGGAGCCCCUGGAUGCGGACGAAGACGAGGAAGAGGAAGAUGAGGAGGAAUACCACUACGUCUACGAGGAUGAGGAGGCAGACAGAGAGGACGAGGACGAGAGGAAAGAGAGCAGCAAGAUGUCUGACAACGAGGAUGAGGAGAAGAUCUUAGAGGAAGUUAAAGCGGUGUGCACCCUGGAGGCCGAGACGGGCCCCUGCCGCGCCUCCAUGCCGCGCUGGCACUUCGACAUUAGCCAGAGGAAGUGCGUGCGCUUCAUAUACGGAGGCUGCGCCGGCAACCGCAACAAUUUCGACUCAGAGGAGUACUGCAUGGCCGUGUGCAAACGCCUGACUCAGCCUCCGACUCCUCAGCCCACCGACGACGUGGACAUCUACUUUGAGACGCCUGCUGACGACAAGGAGCACAGCCGCUUCCAGAGGGCCAAGGAGCAGCUGGAGAUCAGGCACCGCAACCGCAUGGAGAGGGUACGAAAAGAGUGGGAAGAGGCCGAUCGUCAGGCUAAGAACCUGCCCAAGGCUGAGAGGCAAACACUGAUUCAGCACUUCCAAGCCAUGGUGGAGUCCCUGGAGGAGGAGGCAGCCAGCGAGAAGCAGCAGCUGGUGGAGACUCACCUGGCCCGGGUGGAGGCCAUGCUCAACGACCGGCGCCGUCUGGCCCUGGAGAACUACCUGGCUGCCCUGCAGGCCGACCCCCCGAGGCCCCACCGCAUCCUGCAAGCCCUGAGGAGGUACGUCCGCGCCGAGAACAAGGACCGCCAGCACACCAUCCGCCACUACCAGCACGUUCUGGCCGUGGAUCCCGAAAAGGCCGCUCAGAUGAAGUCACAGGUGAUGACCCAUCUGCGGGUGAUUGAGGAGAGGAUGAACCAGAGUCUGUCUCUGCUCUACAAAGUACCGUACGUGGCUGAAGAGAUUCAGGAUGAAAUAGACGAGCUGCUCCAGGAGCAGAAAGCCGACAUGGACCAGUUCCUGUCAUCCAUCUCCGAGUCGCAGUCGGAUGUCACCGUGUCGUCGUCGGAGGAGGAGGAGGAGGAGGAGGAGAGCGUGGAAGUCCCCGCCCCCGAGGGCAAGCCCUACCGGCCCAUCCAGGUCACGUCUCUGGGGUCGCGCUCGGAGCCCGAGGGUGAUAUAUCAGAUUCCCCACGUGCCUUCAAGAAAGGCUCUGCCAUGGCGGGUUUAGACGGUCUGAUGGGCGCCGAGGAGAGGAUCAUCAACAGCAAACCAGUCGGCGAGAACGUGGUGAUUGAUGAGUCUCUGGAUGUUAAAGAAGUGGUUUACAGUGCAGAGAGAGUCAGCGUUUUGCAUGAUGAUGAGCUGGAGUCCUACCGUCCCCUGGGAGACGACUUCACCUUCGGCAGCAGUGCACUGAUUGGCCUGCUGGUGAUCGCCGUAGCCAUAGCAACUGUGAUUGUGAUCAGCCUGGUGCUUUUGAGGAAAAGGCAAUACGGCACCAUCAGUCACGGCAUCGUGGAGGUCGACCCCAUGCUGACGCCAGAGGAACGGCACCUCAACAAGAUGCAGAACCACGGCUACGAAAACCCCACCUACAAAUACCUGGAGCAGAUGCAGAUCUGAGCACAGCCUGCAGGGCGGCGCUGCAGAGCCUGAGGGGGAUGAUACUACUGACCAAUAACACACGAUGCUAUCGUCGAGAUCAUUUGCAUACAUCCAAACUCCAUUUACUGGUUUGUUCAAAACAAUCCUUAAGUAAUGCUACUACUUCUACUACUGCUACUGUUGUACUAUAGAGCUCCUUAUGAUCAUGUUUUAUUUCCCUUUUUUUUUUCUUUCUUCUGAACGGGUGAUGUGUCUGCCAGUUUGCAUAAAGCAAAAAUGUGAUUCAGCAGAUUUUUAUCGAUACAGAUCAAGAUGUAUAACAUUUCGUCUGACAUUAUUUUUUAAAGUGAAAGGCAAAUCAAGCUGAUCUUUUUACGCGUUUGUUUUUUCCGUCAUGCGAGUGUCGUUCAUGCAGUUUAUGAUGGGUUUAUUUUGAAAAAAAAAGUGUUUUAAUUUGUUCUUUUUAAUCUCAAUAGAUUGCUUGUAUAUGAAGGCUGUUUGUACCGACUAAAUGUUUAGUGAAUCGACAAAUGAGGAAAAAAAAAUGAAAUGAUUAAUUAUUUACUUUCUUUUCUUUGUUAUAAUAACAAACAAAAUAUACAUAAACAGUUUAAAUAUAUAUAUACAUAUAUAUAUAUAAAUAUAUAUAAAAGAUUAGAUGUUUUUUUAAUUCCAGCUUUCUUUUUCUUCUCGGAGAAGAGGUUGUGAGUUGGUUUAGGUUUUAUAGCUCGGCGGUCGUGAGGAUUUGCUGGCGCGGGGAGGGUGAAGGCGUGCACAGGCCUCCAGCUCAAACACAUCCAUCAAAAACCAUCCGAGAUCUCGCAAACGGAUGUUUCAUCCCCUCCUCCACACAAAAACCCAAGCUUUUAUCAGUGCAGAAACUGUACAACUAAGCAGAUUGCCAUGUUAUACAUAGUUGAAUGUAUUGUGAAAGUUUCUUUCCUUACUAUGUAUAUGACAAGUUUUCUCUCAGAGUUGUUUUUCUUCUUACGGGAGGUUGUUUAUUACUUCUUUUUUUAUAUAUAUAUAUAUAUAUUAUACACUUAAAUAUCAAAGCAAAAUCGAAAGUACUGGAAAAUGUACUUCAAAAACAACCUUGGGGAUGAUGUACACCCGCGCCCCAUAGCUUGCUUUGCAGAUUUUCAGCAGUCUGACGGACCACAACAGGCCUGACCCAGACGUUUCAAAUCAAUAAAUAACUAAAUAAAUUGGCUGAAUCUACAGUUUAACAGAGAUUGUGUGAAAUGAAUUUUGCACUGCAGGUUUUUGAUGUCUGGGCACCCUGAAAAGCAUCGGGCCAGCCCCUGGCAGGUGUGUAAUUGGAGCUGGAGGGCUGCGCGGGCCGAUAGACGCAGAAAUGUGAGGCUUGAAGAGCUGGUUUCUGAAAUACAAAAAAAGCCGACUUGCGUAUUUUUACAGGUAGAGAAUGAAGCAAAGAAGUAAAUCCUAGAACCCUCGUUUCUCUCUAUCUUACUAUCGUCUUUGUAUGCCUGUAUAGUUGACGUUGCAAUCAUGGCUUCUUCUCUUUUCUUUUCUUCUUCCCCCGCCCCCCCAGAGGAUUACCUGUGGUGUGCAUUGUUAUAUGAAAUUAUAUGAUAUAUAUUUUUAAGUUUUUCUUGUUUUCUAUUUUCUUUCUCUUCCUGUAACAGUAUUUCUGUACGUGACUGUCUCACUAUGCACCCAAACAGCUUCGAUCUUAUAACUGCCUGCUUGAUUGUGGGAAGGGACUGGGGACUAAUACCAGAUGCAUAUUAGUGAUUUAAAAAAAAAAAAAAUUAAGUAAAGAAACAGAUUUAUGGUUACAUGGGGGAUACACAUCAAUAAACUCACAACUUACAAA